Molecule: messenger RNA, 1542 nt
Organism: Symbiodinium natans
Lineage: Eukaryota; Dinophyceae; Suessiales; Symbiodiniaceae
Source: the annotation of a GenBank genome assembly
AUGCUGCAUGGCAGCUCUGCCGUGAGGCACGCGCUGGGACUACAAAGGACGCAAGUGCUUCCGGAUCUUACGAAGAUUCCUCCCGACCUCUAUCGGCAGGCAUGGGCCAUGCUUACCAAGGUUCCGGAGGGCUUCCACAUCGACAGCAAGAAGGAAAUAGCGAGGUGGUUUUUCGGCGCGCUCGGCAUCGUGCUGGCAUGCACGUUCUUAGGGAAGCUCUGGGACCUGCUCCUGCCCCCGAACAAAGGCCAGCGGAUUCCACGAUGGGUGGUCACCAUGGUGGUGUCGUCCUACAUCUUGAUGUUCCCAGGCAUCAUCUACCCGGUCAUCACCGUAGAUGUUCAUGUCACCGACCCCAAGUCCGGCCUGACUCUUCCUGCAUUUGCCACGUUCAUGAACUACCCGGGCGACGUGCUCAACGAGUCCAUGUGGGGAAUCAUCAAGCUGCUCUUCCCAGGCCCGGCAUCCUUCUUAGUCGGCUUUUAUGGACUCGUCGUGCCGGCCAUCAAGUUCGUACUCUUCGCCAAGAUUCUGAAGUUGAAGGAGUUCUCCAAAAGGACCGCAGAAACCACCGCCUCCUUGCGCUACAAUGUCAGUUGGCUCAGGUUCGUUUCCAAGUGGGACUCCCCGAAGCUCUUUGCGUAUGUGGUGUUGCUGGAGCUUUUUGGCAUGGUCAGUCAUGAGCCGGAGGUGCAUUCUCGGCCAAUUCUCAACAAGGGCUUCGCCCUGUACUUGGUCUUCAGCAUCGGCACCCUCCUGGCGUCUGUCGCAAUUCCAGAUGAUGUGCGUAGCCUCAUUCCCGGUUCAACGAUCGACGACCUCCAAGAGGUCGACGAGACUAGUGAGACGACCCCUGCAGCGGAUGCAGCGGCAGUGACACCCAAGCCCGAGAAAAAGGAGGCGACGACUCCGACUUUUUUCUGGCUCUUUGGAGAGAGGCACAUGCUACCAGUGACUCUGGGCCUACUGCUGGUCUUUCUCAUCGCUUUGAGCCUAGCCUUGUGCAUGAACCUCUUUUCCAUGACUUACAAGCCGAAGUACUGGCUGAUGGGCCCAUACGAAGAGUCCUUCAAAGCCCUUGGCGUCCCGGAGACCGGCGGAGCCAGUGGCAUGGGCCGGAUCAUGGGCAAGGCACUGACGCGUCUGGAAUCUUUGGAUGUCUCUGCAGUGAUGUGUACCUUGCUCAUAGUCAUCUUCACACUUGGCUUCACAUGCCUGGAUAUGUUUGCACUCACCAUUGCGAGCUACCACGUCUCACGAAGUGUUGACCAAGAGAAGGAUGUAAAGAAAGAGCGCUGGGCACGAGCUCUGAAGUUCGUCAAGUUUGCUCAUCUCUACCAGUUCUUAUCUAUGCUUGACGUCUUCAUUGUUGGGAGCGUGGUGAGCAUGAUCACGACCUUGGCCAGCCUGGCAGGUGCCGGAUUCUACUUGUCUUUUGACCGGGGCAUGAUCUUCGUGUUCCUCGCAGAGGGAAUCCACAUCAUGACUCAUGUUGCCGUCUCCAACUUCAUCAACGAGAAAUGUGAGCAGCCAGCUACGUGA